CGGGUAUCUGGUUGAUCCAAUAUUUUACGCGACUCUUAUUGUUUGUCCGGACAUCUACGUACUUUCCAAAUUCGCAUUAUAUUCGAUCAUCAAUCGUCUAUAGUAAUGUAAUUUACUGUUUGCGCGUUUAUUUUCCAUAAAUGCCGGUUAAGUGUAUCGCCCCCAUGUUGAUUUGAUAUUCAUCAUUAGGAUGAACCCAUCGUACUGUAUUAGCCGUGCCUUGGAGUCCCAUGAGUUCUGCAUUGGAGUCUCUACUACCGCCACCUUCGUACGGUGCCUUGAAUGGGAGUCACUUCAGUCGCUACCUUCGUACGGUGCCCUAAAUGGGACUUUUUAUGGAUCCUUUGGAUGAAGCAUUGGCAAUUCCUGAGAUGCCCAAAUUUAUCAAUAAGGAGCAAGUUGAGAGAUUCCGUGGUACUGGUAGAGUGCGUAUUGAGGAUGAUGUUUUGACUACUGAAAAUGGAUGUGUCAACUGGACUAAAAUACCCAGAACUGUCCACGAAAUUGAAGAUUGGAUUGCCGGUGUUGAUGAUGAUUCCAAACACGAUUGAAUGAAUUUACAACAUUUUGAAGCUGAUAUUGAUAUCAUAUUAUGUAUCUAGUGAAAUGGUAUAAAAGGGCAUUAUAUAAUUGCAUAUUAUUAUCCUGUUUUCAUGCAUGUAUUGUUAAAAAUGCUGUAUAUAUUGAGGAAUUGAGUUUGUGAUUCUACAUGUUUGAAUAAAAUUGUUGUUUUAUAUUUUUGACUAUAAA
Dalotia coriaria is the source of this 750-nucleotide messenger RNA. Its product is annotated as xaa-Pro dipeptidase-like. The record is from RefSeq and is a predicted model, not a curated record. The transcript is spliced from 5 exons. The coding region runs from base 324 to 551 and encodes 75 amino acids. Lineage: Eukaryota; Metazoa; Arthropoda; Insecta; Coleoptera; Staphylinidae.